AUGAAUCCAAUCUUCAAUAUUUUCAGCGACUUCUGUCUUUGUGAACUCCAGAGCCAAUUACAACAAAUGAUGCCUGUUUCUGGGAGAUCUCAAUAUAAAUAUCAGAAGCAAGUAAAGACAAUUCACACAUAUGACUUCUCUAAACAUCAAGAAAAACUGAAAGCUAAGCUGUUCCCCUUACUAGGAACAAGCCUUCCUUUUGUGCAGGCAAAGAAGAAAUCCAAUGUUUGCAAAACUAAAAGAGUCAGCAAGAGAAGAACCAGGUUCACAGGAGUAACCAAGAACUCGGUGAACUAUCAGACCCUGAUCGUGGUUGGAGGAAAGAAGACUUAUGUGGGCAGCUACCCUCUCGAAGUCGAUGCAGCGAUCACCUUCGACUUCUACUCGCUGAUGCUACACAACGAAAAGGCUCCUACCAACUUUUCAUGGAGAGCCGAAGAUAUCUUGGAAAUGAUGGAGAGCUUCAACCAGAAUGGAGGAGUGUUCGAGGCUUCUCCUUUCAGAGCUAAAUUAAGCUAA
This is a messenger RNA of Moneuplotes crassus, 519 nucleotides long. Lineage: Eukaryota; Ciliophora; Spirotrichea; Euplotida; Euplotidae. The record is from the annotation of a GenBank genome assembly.